Coffea eugenioides is the source of this 489-nucleotide messenger RNA. Its product is annotated as xyloglucan endotransglucosylase/hydrolase protein 2-like. Gene Ontology annotation, molecular function: hydrolase activity, hydrolyzing O-glycosyl compounds. The transcript is spliced from 3 exons. Gene Ontology annotation, biological process: carbohydrate metabolic process. Bases 1 to 489 code for a protein of 162 amino acids. The record is from RefSeq and is a predicted model, not a curated record. Lineage: Eukaryota; Viridiplantae; Streptophyta; Magnoliopsida; Gentianales; Rubiaceae.
AUGGAAUUUUUGCUAGUUGUCUUUUCCUUGGUUCUUGUUCUUGCAACUAAAAAUGCCAAUGGCGGCGGUGGAUUUUCCUUUGAUGAGUACUACUAUCAAACAUUCGGAGGCAAUCAUCUUACCAUCCUUGACCAAGGAAACGAAGUUCAGCUUCUAUUGGACCAAUCUACAGGUGCUGGCUUCAGUUCAAGAAGAGAUUUUGGUUCAGGGUACUUUGGUAUCAGCAUGAAGAUACCAGACAAAAACAGUACAGGGGUUGACACAUCAUUUUAUCUAAUUUCAGUUCCAGUAGGACAACCAGUUGGAGGUGUGAAGCAUUACGAGGUUGACAUUGAAUUUUUUGGGACUAAUGGCAAUCCUCAUGUGCUGAGUACAAAUGUGUUCAUGAAUGAUUUUGGUGGGAAGGAGCAAUUAUUUCAUCUCUGGUUUGAUCCUACGGUAGAUUUCCACAAGUAUGAGAUUCUUUGGAACCAAAACCAAAUUGUGUAA